Capsaspora owczarzaki ATCC 30864 is the source of this 1650-nucleotide messenger RNA. RefSeq lists its product as hypothetical. The transcript is spliced from 4 exons. Gene Ontology annotation, molecular function: metal ion binding. The record is from RefSeq and is a predicted model, not a curated record. Bases 14 to 1525 code for a protein of 503 amino acids. NCBI's taxonomy places the organism in Eukaryota, Filasterea, Ministeriida, Capsasporidae.
GCUUGCUUUCCAAAUGGUGCAGCAGUGUCGUUACUUUGCAGCAGGCAACUGCCGAAAUGGCGCCAAUUGCACAUUCAGCCAUGGUGCUGCUGGUCCGCCUGCGUCCAUGUCGCGUGGCGGCGGCGGCGGCGGCGGCGGCGGCUUUGGGCGCGGCGGGGCCACUGGCCGUGGCGGAGGCUUUGCACCGCGAGGUGGGCAUGCUGGCAUGGCGACUGGCGCGGGCGGCUUUGGAAUGGCUACGGGCGGCAGUGGAGGCGGCUAUGGUCGAGGCGGCGGCGGCGGUGGCUACGCAGCUCAUGGCGCUCCCAACACUGGCUACCGUGGGGCACCCGCAAACACAGGCUUCGGGUUCCAGUCCAACACGGGCGGCAUGGGACGCGGCGGCGGCGGCGGCGGCGGCGGAGGAAACACACGAGGCGGCGCUGCUCAGACGGGUUGGUCGAACCGAGGCGGAUUCUCGCAACCUCAAACAAGCCACAUACAACCUGCAUCAAUGGGCGGCGGCGGCGGAUUUGCUCACCAAGGCGCAGGCCGUGGCGGCGGCUUUCAAGGAGCUGGGGGCUUUAACAACACCUCGCGAGGCGGCUCGCGUGGCGGAGGUGGGUUUGCCGCAAACAAUGGUCGAGCCCCGGUCGGGACCAGCUCGUUUAAUGGCAAUCAAUCUUUCAAUGCUGCGCGAGGCGGCGGCAACAGCCAGCGCGGCGGCUUUGCUGGUGGUGCCAGUGCAGCCAAUGCUCGCCAGGCCGAAGAGAUCAAACUGGAGACGUUUCACGCCGAAUUCCCCCAGCAUUGGCCCUUGACUUCGUUUGGUGACCCAAACACACGCUCCACACUGCACGGCGACAUUUCGUUUGAAGAAUUGCAAUGGGACUUGUACGAGUUGCUCGGCACAGGCUCUGCUCAAGCCGCCGACAUUCAUCGACAACGGCAUCAAAUCUUACUCGAAGCGGCCAAUUUACGGUUGGAUCAGCUGCAAGCAAGGGGCCUUGACGCCGAGAUUGAUGAGCCAUGGCUUCUCCCGGAAUUUGCUGCGGUGAAGGAGCUGUUUGCAAACUCAACCCUCGCAAACGGAGUCUUCUCGCCUCCCGUCGAGUUUACCAGCGAAGACUCGUCAACUCAUGUCGAGUACUUGAGAGCUCUAUGGAAGGCCGCCAACGUUGGGUUGUUGCCUCCAGGCCUCGAGCCCGCAGCCGUGCUUGAGCACGUCCAACGAGAAGUUGUGGCGCUUGGAUUGGACGUGAGCAUACUCGACGCUGGCUUGCUAGCCGCACCCAGCAGUUCUCUUGAUGAUGGCGGCUUUGGCAGAGGUGGCGCUGCGCCCUUUGCGGCCAGCCAGCCGGUUGCCAAGUCUCUAUUCGGUGCGCCAGCGGUGCCCAGCGGCGGCGCCGCGGCUUCUGUCCCAGCGGCGGCAGUUCCUUCUGGCCCGCCCGUUGAGCUCGAUCAAGACGAGCUUGAUGCGUUCCAAAGUGCCAGCUUUACAUUCGGGCACAUUCCUGAAACCGCUCCACCACUACCGUUGUGUUAGUGCCAUUUUCAGAACAGUUGUCUCUUGAUGGGUUUUCAAACAAAAAACAACAAAUCCAAGUUGAUUUCUCCACUCCAAUGAGAUGAUUUCCUGCAAUGUGUCAUAAUAGUGCAGCACCGCUCCAG